This is a messenger RNA of Stylonychia lemnae, 2427 nucleotides long. The record is from the annotation of a GenBank genome assembly. Lineage: Eukaryota; Ciliophora; Spirotrichea; Sporadotrichida; Oxytrichidae.
AUGGAAAUCAAAUUGCUUCAAGAGCCAAUCAUUAAUAUCUAAAGUCAUGGCAUAGAGACUAGCAGAUACAACUCAUUGCUAUAUCUAGGAAAUGAUGAAAGAGAGUAUUCCUUAAACUGCUGUGGAAAUAGAUUGAUAUUAAGAUCAUUCUCUAAUCACUCAGUAUUGAUUGAUUAAAAAGUAGCAGAGGAUGCUAUAAUGGUAAUAACUUAGUGCCCAAUUUUGAAAGAUAUAACUCAAAUAAGAGAGAAUAAUGACUUUAGAUAUAUUAGACAUGCCACUAUUAGAGAAAAUAAGAUAGCUUUUUGUUCGGAGCAUGGUAAAGAAUUAAGCAAAAUAGUCUUGUUCGAGUUUUAAGAGGAUAACAGUUUGAAUAUACUUUUUGAAUAGCCAGGAGGUUACAGAUAAUGUGAGUUCAAUAGUGAAGGAGAUCUCUUUGCAGUAAGAAAAUAUCUAAAAGUUGAAAAUAACGAAGAGACUCUAACAUAUGAGUCAUAGUUGAUAGAUAGAAAUACUUUGACUGUUGUAUAAAAAUCAGAGAUAAUAUGUUAAAAGAAUGUUAAAAUGCUCUAGCUCAUUCCAAGUGAAGAUAGGAAAUCAGUUCUUUUGAACUCAAACCUAAGACAUCUUAUUGUUCAAAGUACUCUAGAUGUUUAAAAUAGAAAGAUCAUUACGUAUAUAAAUUUGCCAGGAAAUCCUGCUUCACCUUGUAUUUAGAAUGGAAUCGGAUUCUAGUUGGUCUAGAAUAAGUUGAUUUUAAGGAUUGAUUUAUAAAAUUGUCUCAGAAGCAGAGAUAUCGCUUCAUCUCAUAUAGAGCUUGAUGUUAAGGUUCCAUAAAGUAUUAAAUAAUAAUUAGCUAAUGGAAAUAUUGGCUUGGAGAUCUUCUAAACCUCUUUUUAUAUUAAGAAAGACUGCUAUUCAAUGAUAAUUAAUAAAUCAUUUACAAAGCUAAUGCUUUGCCUAGUUAAUGAGAUAGGUUAUUACACUUUGAAUCAGAGUUAGAAAACUCUAUUUACAGAAGAACCAUUUAAAUUAGAAGAAUAAGUACAUGGAAUGUUUAGUAUCACUUGCUGCGGGUCAUCUCUUUCUAAAAAUAAAGAUUUGAUUGCAGUAGGGGAUUACUUAGGCAAAAUUCAUAUUUAUUGCUCCAAAACUCAGAAGAUUUUACACCAAGCAUAAAUUGAUGAUCAGAUCAGAUACAUGCAUUUCCAUGACUAUCACAAUGAGAUUUUAUUGAUAGCAACCUUUAGUGGAGCAAUAUAUGUUUGGAAUAAUAUUGGUCGAGAAAAUAACAAUCCUAAGAGAAUACUUAACCUUAACAGAACCGUCACCAGUAUUAGAACAAGCCAUGGUCAAGUUAGAUUAAAUCCUAUUAGAUUUGCUGAAAAGUAGUAUAUUAUCUUUGGUUCUAUUAAAGGAUAAUUAAGCUUAUUUUCUCAUGAUGAAUAUUUGCCUGAUGGUGGCAUUGAUGUUAAGGAUCUCACUCUAGAAUGGUCUAUUAUUGCUCAUGAACCAUCUACAGGACCUUUCGAUGAAAAUUUUGGUUCCUUAUAAAAGCAAUCAGAAAUUUGGUCGACAAUUACUAAUAAGGGCUCGCUUAAAAGAAUAGUGACAUGUUCAGAGGACUAACUUAGCAAAGUUUGGAGUUUUGAGCCUGGAAAAAAUCCAUAACUAAUAAAAACAUUGCCUGGCCAUUUAAAGGCAGUAACAUCAAUUGACUGGCAAAAAAUGAAAGAUGGGAAAGAAUACUUAGUCAGUUGCUCAGAUGAUAAAUUUGUGAGGAUUUAUUCCACUGAGGAUGAUAAAUAUGAUCUUGUUUAAAACAUUAACACAGAAUUUAUUACUGAUUGGCACACUUUGACUUACCUUUGUAUGGAAUAAAAUGGUGAGCAUAUUGCCUUUGUCAGUGAAAAUGGAUAUUUAUUCGUGUGGAACAUGUUUACUAAAAAAUUCGUUUACUCAAGAAAAAUCCAUAAUGGGAGUAUUGAGUCAUUAACUUGGAGAGGAGAUACAUUAGUUUGUUGCUCGUCCUCUUACGCUCUAGUCUAGUGCAUGCUACUUCUAGGUGUUUGGAGUUGCCUUUCAUUGAAUUCUCACAAGCCUGAUUGUGAUUAAGCCUCGCUUAAGAGCUUGCUAUUUAUUUACAUGAUGAACCACUCAUUCAAUAUAUUAAAGGAGUCUCAUGACUUGACUCAAGAAAAAUAUGGGUAUCUCACUUUCUCAAUGUUCUUUUAUCUUAAUAAUGCAUUAUACUGGUCACUAUGGAUUUUUUCAAACUAUAUCUUACUUUCCACAGCUUGCAAUGCUAAAAUUCCAGAUACAGCAUUUUGGGUAGCUGUUGAAAUACUAUAUGGUUACUUUGAAAUACUAAGCUAUUUGAUUAUGUCAGUUAUAGCUUGGGGUUGCGGUUAAAGCAUUAUGAAGUGA